Penicillium samsonianum is the source of this 1491-nucleotide messenger RNA. Its product is annotated as Endonuclease/exonuclease/phosphatase. The coding region runs from base 1 to 1491 and encodes 496 amino acids. The record is from RefSeq and is a predicted model, not a curated record. Lineage: Eukaryota; Fungi; Ascomycota; Eurotiomycetes; Eurotiales; Aspergillaceae. Gene Ontology annotation, molecular function: catalytic activity. The transcript has a single exon.
AUGCUUUUUCAAUCUAUCCUCUUCACAGCUCUAUCCGGGGUUUCCCUCGUUGCCUCAGCUGCCCUCUCAAGGCGCGGCAGCUCCUUCGAACUUGUCGAUGGUCCCUUCUUCACCUUUCACUAUAAAACCGAUCGACCCUCGGAGAAUAACUGGAUCGGUAUUUACAGUAUUUAUGGCGAGGGUCCUGGCAAAGAGGACCCCAUAUAUUGGGACUGGAUGCGGGAGUCGGAAGAAACCAAACGAGUUGAUGACGCCCACCUCAACUGGGGCGCCUAUAAAGCCUACUUCCUGGUUGAUAGUGGGUACACGGUGCUUGCUGGUCCCAUUGACGUUUUUAUUUCCGGUGACGGACCUAUCUCGUUUAAUGUUGGAGAAUUCACGACUCAGAAUGCCCGUGAGGGAGAGAAGUUUGAAGCUCGUGUGAGCGGCCUUUUACACCACGCCCCGAACCCCAACACCAAGUACAGCAAGGAAAGCUCUGACGCCGACUGGGCCAGUGUAUCCGAGAAUGGUAUCAUCUCCGGAACCCCUAGCGGCAGUGGUAGCUUCAAGAUCACCAUUAGGGCUGCUACUUCUGACGGAUCUACUGCCACAGUCGACGUCACUGUUCCAGUAGUUGCCUCUGGCAAACCCCUUGUCACUGAGCUUAAAGUUCUGUCCCUGAAUCUUUGGUACGGAGGCACUAAGGUCGACGACUACAACCGCAAGCAAAUUUCAGCCAUUGCCAACUCUGGUGCUGACAUCGUCGGUCUCCAAGAAAGCACCCAUGGCCACGCAACUCAGAUUGCAGACGCGCUUGGUUGGCAAUCGUGGCAGGGCGGGGAUUCCAGCAUCAUCAGCCGGUAUCCCAUAUCUGAAAAGUACGGCGCAGUCACCGAAACCAGUGUUGCUGUGCGAGUUGCUCUCGACGGUGACAAUAAUCAGGUCAUCAUCCACAACUGCCACCCUUACGCCUACCCCUAUGGGCCUUAUGAUCCUUGUUUCGACGGAAAAGACGCCGACGCCAUAAUGGACACUGAGAAGAGGGCCAGCCGCAUCCGUCAGAUUGAAGCCAUUAUCGGCGCUAUGGCGGACGCCCUCGACAACGCUGACAAAGUCCCCGUGCUUCUUACCGGCGACUUCAAUGCGCCCUCUCACCUCGACUGGACCGAUGCGACAAAUUCCUCUCACUGCGGCAUUGGGCAGUUUGACUGGCCCACCUCCAAGGUGCCUAUUGACGCCGGCUUGACCGACGCCUACCGCGAGCUCCAUCCAGAUCCUGCCGCUGACCCCGCCAACACUUGGUCUCCCAUCUAUCUUAACAACGAUGAUUACAAUGGCCGUAAGGAGCCUAUGGACCGCCUCGACUUUGUCUACUAUAAGGGAAACCUGACUCCCGAGAAGUCUGAGACUUACAUGGUUGGCGACCCUAAGCCCGAGCCGGACCACUUCGAUAACGAGUGGCCCACCGAUCACAAGGGCGUCCUUGUCACGUUUAAGAUUUCAACUUAA